Triplophysa dalaica is the source of this 1081-nucleotide messenger RNA. It is a transcript of the gene aprt, whose product is annotated as adenine phosphoribosyltransferase. The record is from RefSeq and is a predicted model, not a curated record. Gene Ontology annotation, cellular component: cytoplasm. The transcript has 5 exons. Gene Ontology annotation, biological process: AMP salvage; adenine salvage. The coding region runs from base 75 to 608 and encodes 177 amino acids. Gene Ontology annotation, molecular function: adenine binding; AMP binding; adenine phosphoribosyltransferase activity. NCBI's taxonomy places the organism in Eukaryota, Metazoa, Chordata, Actinopteri, Cypriniformes, Nemacheilidae.
UAUAGGUGGACUCGGUCGGCACGUGGAGGUCAGUCAUCCGGUGUCGAAGUCCAAAAUCCCGCAGCGCGUCAACGAUGGCAGAGAAACUGGACCUGAUCGUCCGGUGCAUCAGAACUUUCAACGACUUCCCAUCGAAAGGGAUUCCGUUCAAGGAUAUUUUUCCCAUCCUGAAGAACCCAAAGGCUCUGACUGCAGUCAUUGAUCUGUUUGAGGAAUAUGCGAGAAACACGCACCCUCACGUGGAUCUUAUAGUGGGACUUGAUGCUCGAGGAUUCUUGUUCGGGCCGCUGCUGGCUCAGAGAUUAGGAAUAGGAUUUACUCCCAUCAGAAAGAAAGGGAAGCUGCCCGGGCCCACGAUAUCAGUCUCUUACACUCUGGAGUAUGCAACGGCUGAGGCCGAGAUGCAAGAAGACGCCGUGACUGCAGGACAGAAGGUUCUGAUCAUAGAUGACUUAUUGGCCACGGGUGGAACCCUGCAGGCAGCGUACGAGCUGGUUAAACAGCAGCAGGCCGAGGUCCUGGCUUGUCUGGUGGUGAUUGAACUCAAGGAUCUCAACGGAGCCGACAAACUGAAACCAACCACUGUGUUUUCUCUCGUAAAAUACUGAGAGCAGUUAUUCUAACAUUAGUCCAUAUUGUACAGAUGUGAUUUAUCUAAAAGUUUCAGUUAUAAGCAUAUGUCUGUGGGACAGAGUCGUGAAAAUUUUCAGAGGCUUUGCAACAAUUGUGAUUAAUUUUACUGGCUGAAAAAACACUUCCAAAUGAAGAAACUCAGAAGAAUCAAGCAAGAAAUAUUGAAUUGUGGGAACAUGUUUUAAUAUUCCUGUGCAAUUGUAAUGUACAAAAUGUGAGAGGUAGAGCUACAAAGGUGCCUUGCGUGUACAAAACUCAUGAAGAGGUCACACCAUAGUUUGCAUGAACUUAUUUUUUGUUUGUUUAUUGUACAUUUUGAAGCAUGCUGUCAAACUUGAAUAUCUUUGCGAACUAAGAUUUACAUUUUUACAGAUGCAAAAUGUUCAAGAUCUACACAGACCUGGACAUUUACACCAACAGAAAUUCCUUCAAUAAAAUCUUCAACGGA